GUUUUGUUGACAGCUGAGCAGCUGUGUGAAAAAAAAAUGUAUUAAAAGGCUUGACUCAUCUCACAAUCGGCAGCGGAUAAAAAGUUUUCAUUCCGUGUUUUUUCGCUGCAAAACCAACGCCCUUGUCCGGGUUUAAGGUUCACAUCCCGCCCCUCGCUAGGGGUCACAAACCGGACCUGCAAUGGAUAAGCUAAAUCCGUUCGGGGCGCUCCAGCGUUCGAUCGAAUCGCUGAAGCUGGCAGACUCGUCCAGCGGCAAGGAAAAGGUGGCCCAUUUCGGUGUGAUCAGUGAAACCAUCGUCAACGUUCGGCCUGGCACGUCCGCAGCGAACUCACCCACCUACCAAGGGCACAUCAGCAAUGCAGUGGCGGUGUUGCUAAAGUUUUGCGAAGAGUCCGACUCGGGCGUGCGUAUGGCGGCGGAAGAGAACUUGUCCCGCAUCGUGCGGCACUGCGAGGUGGCCGGAAGCAUCGUUCGCAUCCAGCGUGAUCUGUACCACGAAAUCAAGAAGAACGGAAACGAACGCUCGCUGCGCACGGCACUGUCCAUAUUUGGCCACUACUGCGGCACGAUACGGCAGCGGAAGGCUCGCACCUACGCCCAGAAUCUGCUGCCGUGCAUAUUUGCCAUCUUCAAGCGCCGCGAGCCGGCCCUGCUCGAAGGCUUGUGCUGCUUCACGGAGGUGUUUUGCGCACACCUGGAAGGCUACCUGACCGACGGCGAGGUGCUGAAGAUGACGGAACUGUUUCUGGAAGACAUCGGCUCGGACUGUGCCACCAAACGGCGCUGUGCCGCACGGAACAUGCUCGCCUUCGUGCAGGGAUCGCGCAACGCCGACUUUUACGCCAACAAUGCGUUCAACCGGUGCAUCGAGCAGCUGCUGAAGUGUGGCCAGCUGCAGCAGCAGUCAAAUACGGUGCUCGGCGUGAUGGGUUGCUUCCGGGCGAUUCUGCCGAUCGUGCUGCGCAGCUGCAGCGUGGAGAAGGCGAUCGAAACGUACGACCUGUGCCUGCACUUCCUGCGCGAAGGCACGCACACGAUCAUCAACGCCACGCUGGAGGUGUUGCUGGUGAUACUGGGCAACGUGCAGCCGGCGGUGCGGAAGGUGCUGCUGUCGGAACAGUGUGACCAUCGGCGGAUGCUGCUCAAGCGCAAGACGCUGAAAAACUCCAUCUUUAAGAUUAACCCUAGCGACAGUUUGCUUUCGUCGCGCAAAUCCAGCACGGACGCACGGUCCGAUGUGCUGCUGCGGCCCGGUUCCUUGCCGCUGCUAACCUUCACUCCGACGAAAUUUGCGCUCCCCGUAGACGAUCGUUCGCUCGCUUCCGCCUCCGACAUUGAGCUGGAUUCGCUGAAGAGUAUGGAUCUCGAUGCGGCCCCCGCCCUACAGCUCGAAAGUUCCGGGCCGCUGGACGGGGGAGCAAGUGGGGCGAACAGCUCCAGCACCGUCGCACCCGACUCACUGUCGCUGAAAAGCCAAAAAUCUACCGACUCGAUCGGAUCGUUCAUCAACACGCUGCUCACCAGCUCGAAUGCGGCCGAAUCGGUCACGAAGUUUUUCCGCAAAUCCAUCGACAAACCGCUGCCGGACGACGGGGAGGAGGAGGAUCGGCUGUCGAUGGACUCGAUGGCCAGCAGCCACAUGUCCUCGAACGCCGAAACGAUACGGGCCGAGCUGGAUGUGACGCUGGAAACGGAGCACGAUACCGACCCGAUCACCGUCGUACCGGCGCCGGGCGUACCGGUUGCACCAACACCGACACCAUCCCGGGACACGCUCGAGGUUCCGCUCAGCACUUCGAUGGUGGCGGAGGAACUGGGUGCCGAAGGCACGCGGGAACUAUUUAUCGGCACCAUCCACGAUCAGAAUUUGCUCGAAUUUACGGCACGAUUGGUCUGCUCGCGGUUUCUGCUUGCCGGCACCAGGCAUGCCCUCAUACCGGAUGCAGUGGUGCGCGUGUCUGUCAAGAGCCUCUCGAUGCAGAUUGUGGCGGCCUGUGUGCGGAUGAAGCCGGAGCUACUUGCCCUCCCGCUCGAGAAGGACACGUUCCGGGAGGAGUUUGCCGUGGUGGAAAUUUUAAACCUGGAAGACGCGAUAAAUGAGCUGUCGCAGCAAGCGUCUCCGGGCGAGGACGAGCCGGACACUGCCAAUGCCGGCACGCCGGUACCGGAGGAGGCCGGCUCGGAGCUGCUCGAAAUGAAGGAGGAUCACUUUGGCGAGUGUACCAGUGCGACCUACUUUGAGUACUUCUCGCCGAUGUCGCUCAGCCUCGAUCAGGGCUUAAAGUCGAAGCUGAAAUCGAUCGAAGAAAACUUCUCGAUCGACAACAAUGAAAAGCUAAGCCGCGAUCUGGACGCUAUCCUUUCCCAGUCCGAACCGGGCCCGGGUGCUAGCCUUGCCGGGCCGCAGCCGGGACCCGCUCGCAGACGGGAAUUGUUGGUCGUACCAAAGGUGAUAACGACCAUUAAAAACGAACAUCGCGUAGCGGGCAGUCGCCCGUCGACGGCCGAGCUGCCGGAUGAGCAGAGGGCACUGACGGCGAUGACGAUUUCGAACCGCAAGGAGCCACCGGAGGACGAGGACCAGCAGCAGCUGCUCGCCGAUGUGCUGCUGUUUUACGACAGUCCGGACCCAACGCUCCGAGGCACGGUGCAAUUGAUUGUGGGCAACUUGAUGCGUGCUGCCGUCGAUCGCUGCGGCAGUUACCGGGAGUUUCUGCGCACGAAAGUACCGAACGGUGCCACACAAUCGUUCUUGAGUGAGCAUAAACUGCUGAACGUUGUUGUGCAGGGCCUUUCGGAUGAAAUACACACGGUCGUAAAUCAGGCACUAUCGUCGGUAGAACUUUUCUUCAACGUCUACUUCCAAAGCCUUGCGACCGGCAACAGUCGCGCCGCUAAAGUGCAAAAACCAACCUCAACCAUUCCAUUCCAAUCGGCCAGCAGGAAUAUAUUUCUAGACGACAGCUUAAUGGUCAAACCGGCACCGAAUCUCCUACCGGGCUACAUAAAAACGCUUCUCGAUCGUCUGUUGCUGCUGUCCCACAACAAGUACUGGCUGGUACAGUGGAAACUGUUUGAUUUGAUCGUUCAGCUGGACUACGGUUGCAUCAAAGCGCACGGUUACCAGGGCGACCAGCUGCGCGACCAGGUGCUCGAUCAACUUUUGGCCGGUUUGAGCGAUGGCGAUCUCCGCGUGCGCAAUCAUGCGGGCGAACGAUUGCUUCACUUUCUCGAGUGUAGCGCGUGGAACGAUUCCUCCGUGCGACAGAAGCCAAAUCGCCAACCCAAACCAUCGGUUGUUGGCGAUUUUGUGGAUCAAUUUGUGCUCGGUACGUUCGCUGCACCGUUUGACCGUCGACGGCAGGGUAGGACGAACAUGGGCGAAACAGUGCCAGACUACAGUACGGUGUGCCGUGUAAUGUACAGGAUUAGCAAUCUGUUGCUGAAAAUUGGAGACAAAAAUCUUCAGUCUGGCAUAAUUCAUUUUGUACGCAUAUUUAUGGAAAAAUAUGACGUUUUCGAUUUUGUCGACCUGUGGAACGAGUACAAUCUGGUUAGCGUGCUGUUGAGCUUGCUGCUGGGGAUGAAUAGCACCGUCGUGGAUCUUACCGUGCACGCGGAUCUGCUGUGGAUAUGUUCCCAGAUGAUUGUUGCUGUUUUGUCAAGCAGCACCACAAACGCGGUAACAGACGGUGAAUCGAUGAACAAAUUCAUCAUCCACCUGCUGAAGCUGCUCAACAUCUACCAUCACGUGUACACCAACACCGUCCCGCUGGUCAUGAACCGGACGCAAAAGGCGGACAUCUUCAUGAACACCAAAGAACUGCAGCAAAUCAACUGCUUCGGAUAUUUCGGCAGCGAUCACGCGUACAUGAAGCUCUACCAGCAGGUGCGCUGCUCGAUGGAAAGCUACCGCAUCUCGAUCAACGCCGAAUCGGGCCAGAAGCUGUUCGACUGUCUGCGGGCAGCGACCGAAGCACUGUGGACGCUGCUGGAACUGAAAUCCCUCUCCGCCAUGACAAACGGUAUGAAGUUUGUGGAGGAAGUGCUGCGCUACUUGCAAACGUUCCUGCCCCUCGAACCCGACCACUGUGUGCGGUGUGCGCGAUUUUUGCUGCGAUUCGUGUUUCACGCAAAUUACACGAACCGCACGCCGGAAGUGACAUACUUCCGCCAGGCAUCGCUGGCGGAAUCGCCGAACGCGGUAGCGUCGGAGGAGUUCUUCGCCCGUUACUACGACUUUUGCAAAACCAAAGCGAAACCGAUCACGCCGGAAAUCGGUGCGUUCGUGAAGCUGUUCGAACCGCUGGUAAUAACGUGCCUGAAGCUGUUCACCAAAAUGCGCCCGACGGUGCAGGCGAGCAUUUUGCAGCUGCUCUGCCAGCUGCUGGACUUUAGCAUCAACUACCAGCUGCUCGACGCUAGCAACGUGUUCGUGGAGUCGAUCUUCAAGCACAUCGAAUCGAUCGAACGCAGCACGAUCGACGAUUCCGAGGAGCUGGUGCGGCAGGUGGUGCGGUUUCUCUUUCAGCUGAGCGGGCUGGUGCGGGAGCAACCGCUGGUAACGAUCCCAAAGAUUAUCAACAUUUGCGACAACCUGCUGGCAAACAAUGUGAUACGCCGGACGGCCAUCGCCUCGGUGCAGGCGCUUUCGCACGAGGUGUUUCUGUUGCGGCUGAGCCGGAGCAGCGCGCUGCCGAAGGUGCUGGAGGCAUCGGAAUGCAGCACGCAGAAGGAGGUGGUGCUGAACAUGCUGAUAAAGUUCCCGGACGAGCUGGACGCGUACCGCAUCGUGCCGAUGAUUAUGUACAGCGAGCGGCUGCACGACGGCGACGGUACGCAGGCGGCAAACUGCGAGGCGGACGUGCUGGCCGCUCUGCUGCAGGUGCUGGGGGAUGGGAAGCUGGUGAUGCAAUGCAACGCGGACUACUUUAUCGUGCGGCGGUUGUUUGAAUGCUUCGGCCGCAACCAGCUGCUGGAGAGCAAGGUGGUGCUUCGCUUUGUGGAGAUAUUUUACACCACGAUCGUGAGCGAGUCGUGGAAAUCGCUGCAGAAAAUCACGUACGGUGAAUUGAUUUUGCGCCAAGUGUUUCAGCAAACGGAGGGAAGCUAUCUGUUGAAUCACGUAGGAUUGUAUCUCCACAAGCAACACAAGGCGCCCGAGGAUGAAGAAGGAAAGGAGCACGAAAGCGAUACAGCACGACCUACGGAAGACGUCGUUCAACCGGCGGCUCAGAGCUUGGCUAAAAUAUUGGUCCGCUAUCUUGGCGAGUGUUUCACCGUGCUGGACGAGCUGAGCAUCACGUACAACCCGCCGCGAGAGACUGUACAGUUCACGUACGAUGUGAUCGAGCGGUUCAUUGGUACGCUGAACCGCGCGACUGGUAGCGCUGACGUGAGCCGCGCACUGGCGGAACAGAUGCCACUGGAGUUGAUCCGAUGGUGCAGCCUGCCGGCACCCGUUGCCCGCCGGCUGUGUGAGCUGCUGUUAAAGCACGGGUUCGAUCUGGAGCUAAUGCUGUCGUUGAUUCGUAACGAGGAGUACAACGUGCGAAACGAUCGCAUGGUCACCGUACUCAUCGAGACGCUGCUGGAACACAAACCGAACGAGUUGAAAUGGCCACGCAGCGAGGUGUCGGCUCUACUGGCCAGCGAAACGGCCCUCCUGUCCGACCAGUUCCAACCGCUGCUGCUGUGCCACAUUGCGGAUGAGGAAUUCUCCAAGCAAAUUGUCAAAACCAUCAUGACAGCCGUGGAAGGCAAGCUGUCCGGCGUUCAGCGUACGCUGCUGGAAAAGGCACCGCUCACGACGCUCCCGCUCAUGUGCAGCCGGUUAACCGAUCUGCUCGCCACGGUCAACAUAGUGACCUCGCGCAACGCUGCCCUCAUUCUCGACCACAAGCUGGGCGCGCUGGUGCAGCUCGGUGCGGCCGGGCUGAAGGAUAGCGCCGUGCUGACCGUGCUGCCGGCGGAUGAUUUUCACCAUCUGUACUCUCGCUUCAACGGUGACUGCAGGCGGAAGUUCCCGAAGCUGUUCAAAACGCUCUCGCAGCUGAAACAAUACUACGAGAGCGUUCCGGACGAGUGCUUGCCAUCGGCACUGCCAACCAUCGAUACGGCCGCGCUGAAGGAUCUGCCCGUCGAUGAGGCGUGGUUCCUGCGGCAGGUAGCGUACCACUGCGCCGGCACCUCGUACACGAAACCGCGCCACAUUGCUAAAAUGCUGCACGAAAUCAAAUCCGAAAGCAAGCUGAUCAACCUGCUCUCGAGCGGUUCGCUCAACGUGCGGCUGCUGCGCGACAUCAUUGUGGUGGCGUUCGAGAGCAUGUUCCAUGGGUUCCGCACCGAUUGUGUGCAGUUCAAUCCGCAUCUAAACUACCUGAAGGUGCACCCGAUGCUGAAGGUGACCCUCAUCGUGCUGAUGCGAAAGCUAGCCGAAGCGAAACAGAAGCCGGACGAUACGGCCGCGACGAGACAGUGUGCCGAGUCGGUAAUAUGUUUCCUCGAAUAUCUGAAGCGACUGGAGCACCUGUGCCUGUUCUACAUCGAGGGCAAGCUUAUCGAUCGCUUCGUAAAGGAGCAUCUGCUCAAGUCGAACUUUUUCGAAACACUGCUCUCGUUCGGCGGCGUCUGUGCGCGCGCUGUGGAGCAAGAGCCGGCCCAAAACGUUACGCACCGCGAGCUGUAUCUGCGCUGCAUCGGGACGAUCGUACACCAGCGCUAUCUUUGGAACGAGUUGAACCAAAACGAUCGAUACCGUGGCGAUGUGGAGCAGUACAUCAAACUCAUGUACAGGCUGAUCGAAGGAUCCCUGCUAGACGAGCAACUGUUGGCUCGUCGACCAUUACCGGCUGUAUUUGAGCGCUUUCUAGCAGCAGAGCAUGCCGAUGCGAUGGAAGUUUACCUGCAAGCGAUCGUUAUAGCGGAAUUUGUGUCCGAUCCGGGCGCGAUGGCGAAAAACCUUGCCAUGAGUGAGGGUAUCGUGUCCUUGGUGGAAUCGAUCGCCAUACCGCUGCUGAAGUUGGAUCGAUUCUAUCCCUACGCAUUGACGCCGUACGAAUUGUACGAUUGCUACACCUCGCUAGACGCACUGGAAGGUGGUGGAACGCCGAAGCUACCGGCCGUACCGAUCGAACAUUUGUAUGACGUUGAGCUGUUGGAACUGUUUUUAAAAAGAGCAAACGUUUUCGGGUUCUCGUCGCGCCAACAGUUCGAGGAGCUGUUUAUGUCACUGAUGGUGCUGCUGAACCGCUCGGAGGAUCCCAUUUUCGUGAGCCUGGUCGAGCAGCGGGAAAUCAAAAACAUGUGCCUGCAGGCUGUAAUGUCGCUGCUGCUAGCGUGCUACCGCUAUCCAUGGAUUGGCUUUCGGGAGGGCAAGUUUCAUCAUACAACGCGCAAUCCCAACAUAAAAUGUGACACUAUUGGACUCAAAAAGCUCCACAACGUGCAGCUGUACAUUCCGCUGAGCAACGUGUUCUAUCAGCCCAACCUGGAGCGCCGGCUGCUCAUUACCGGUACGGACGAUCUGUACUCGCUGGACGACAGCAGCAUCGGCACGGUGCGGUUUGAUCAGAAUCAGCUGUCGCUCGACUAUUUCUGGGAGCUGAUCGAGCGGACGACAGCGCAGGCGGGAGGCAACAACAGCCUGCCGGUGGAAUCGUUGGUCGUCCGCAACAAGCGCCACUUUGUGGAGAAAAUUAACAUCGACAGCGCGAGCUCGAUGCAGCUGAUCUACGACGUGCUGAAGCAGCUGAUCGAGGACGAUCCUGCGCUGGUGCUGCCACACUUGGUCAACUUUUGCGAAAUGGUCGACAAUCGGGAGCAAAUCUUUUGGCUCAACCAGCUGCUGCUGAAGCUGCAGGAGCGCGUCCCAAUGGAAGAUACGCUAUCGCAGCAGCACAUCAUUUACCUGCUGUGUCGCCUGGCGGCCCUGCUCGUGCCGACGAUGGCCGAUCUGACGCACCUGUGCACCAUCAUUCCGACGUAUCUGAAAAGCACCCAGCUGUACAUCCGCAAUGCAACGCUGCAGGGGCUCAUCUGUCUGCUGGAGUGUCUGAUCAAAACGAACUCAUCGAUCGGUGCGCUGAACGACGAGCUGCACCUGCUGCGCAACGUGAUAGUGAACUAUAUCGUCAAGCACGGCAUCAUCGAGGAAAGUUCGGGCGCCUUCAGCGAUCUGCACACGAAGCUGGUUUGGGCGCUGAACUUUUACCUGAUUGAGCACACGUCCCGGUUCGUGCCGGACUGCAACCUGCUGUCGAACAGUAUCAUUUCCGCCAACAACAUACUGAAACGGACCACUAAUUUGGAGAUUUAUCUGUGCAUCUUGAACGGUUUGGAGCGUCUAAUCGUCACCGAUCGAGUGCCGCGCGCGCUGCACGAAAAGAUCGAAAAGCUUGCGAUCGAUCUGGUGAAAAUCGACAACGAGAUGUUUUCGCUGUCCGCCCUCAAGCUGCUGGUCACCUGCAUCUAUCGCAGCUGCAACGAGCAGCUCGAGAGUACGGAACGCUGCAACGGCAUCGUGCAGGACGAGCCGGACAUCAUAGUGCAGCAGAUCGACAAGAUAGAGAUACUGUUUGCGAAAAUCCGCACCACCACCCCGCUCGGCGCGAAGGUGUUUGGCGAGGUGCUGUGCCAGCUGAUACGGGACCUGCUUCCGCCCAACGAGAUACUGACGAAGGUGUUCAAGGAGCUGAUGCUGAACCAACCGAACCCGGACAUUAUUGCGAGCGUCACGUAUCAGCUGUUCCGCUCGGCGAUCGAUUCGUCCUACCUGGCGCUGCUGCAGGAAUGGUUGCUCUGCUCGCUGCCCAACUUCCUGUCCUUUCCGCAGGUGAACAAGUCCGUCUGGUGCCUGACGGUCAUCUUUCUUUCGGCCUCGCUAAACCAGCACCUGAUCAAGCUGCUGCCGGAGGUGCUUUCGCUACCCUCCUACCAGCAGCUGAACGAGCGGGAAGUGAACAAUUUCAUCCUCUCGGCCAAGGAUUUCUACGCGCGCCUCGAACCGAACGGGAGCCAGAGGGCCAAAUUUAAGGACAUUUUCCGCCAGCACGAUUCCUUCGUAUUCCAAUGCCUGGUGCAGUGUCUGUGAGCUGUGGCAGUGGUUCCUUUAUUUGCAAUAUUCAGUCAAUAGUGCAGUGAAUCUAGUUGUUUAAGAAAAUCAAGUUUAAAAUGACAACGAUUGAUUUGAUGUUAUUAUAUGCCUUUAAAGUUUAUUUGUUUUCGUUUGUAUGUAUCGCACAAUGGUUACAUUGUUAGUGCCGCUGUAUUUGCGUUCGUUUUCAUCGUCUGUGCUAAUGCUAGUAAUGGUAAAUCGCGUUUCAAUAAAAUUAAAUUAUGCUCCCUUCACUAA
Messenger RNA from Anopheles arabiensis, 9355 nucleotides. RefSeq names its product huntingtin (gene htt). The record is from RefSeq and is a predicted model, not a curated record. Lineage: Eukaryota; Metazoa; Arthropoda; Insecta; Diptera; Culicidae. Gene Ontology annotation, cellular component: cytoplasm; nucleus. The transcript is spliced from 8 exons. The coding region runs from base 182 to 9094 and encodes 2970 amino acids.